Trichoderma reesei QM6a is the source of this 1665-nucleotide messenger RNA. Its product is annotated as Zn-finger gata type domain-containing protein. The record is from RefSeq and is a predicted model, not a curated record. NCBI's taxonomy places the organism in Eukaryota, Fungi, Ascomycota, Sordariomycetes, Hypocreales, Hypocreaceae. Gene Ontology annotation, molecular function: zinc ion binding; DNA-binding transcription factor activity, RNA polymerase II-specific; RNA polymerase II cis-regulatory region sequence-specific DNA binding. The coding region runs from base 1 to 1665 and encodes 554 amino acids. Gene Ontology annotation, biological process: negative regulation of transcription by RNA polymerase II; positive regulation of transcription by RNA polymerase II. The transcript has 3 exons.
AUGAGUGAAACAUCGCAACCGGGGACGCCGUCUGUCGCCUCACCGCGAGAGCCUGGUGCGGCGCGGACGGCCUUGCCCUCUCGACCUAUGUCGACCAAGAUCCGCGAAACCACGCCGUCUGGUUCCAUCAACUCAGCACGAUCUUCGGUGGAAACCGACGGCUACAGACAUCAUGAAACCGAAGAAAAGGUUCCAUCGACCGCAAAUCAAAGAGAAGGCACCCACAACGACGAUGACGGAUCAUCGAAUGCUGGUAGCCCUAGGAAAUCCGCUGACGCCCCCUGCAGCAACUGCGGCACCACCCGCACCCCCCUUUGGAGGAGAUCUCCCCAAGGUGCCACCAUCUGCAACGCCUGUGGCCUAUAUUUAAAAGCCCGGAAUGCCGCUCGACCUACCAGUUUGAAAAAGCCGCCCAACCUUGUCCCUAGCACCGGCUCGGCCCAGCCAACGGCUUCAAAACCGAGCACGUCUCCCGCACCCAAGUUGCUGCCAAACGUCGCUGGAGCAACCUACGUGGCCGCGGAUGCCACUCAGUCAGGCACCUGUCCCGGUGGUGGCCGCUGCAACGGUACCGGCGGCGCUGAGGGCUGUAACGGGUGUCCAGCAUACAAUAACCGCAUGUCGAAGAGCGCCCAGCUUAAUGUCAUGCAGCGGCAAGGUGGCUGCCAUGGCCGUGUGGAACCCAAGCACGAACCUGUCCCGAUCGAUAUCAAUGCUCUUCAGGCCCAGGAGCGAGAUACCACGGUUGUCAUUGCCUGUCAAAACUGUGGAACUACAAUAACACCCCUGUGGAGGAGAGAUGAAAGUGGACAUACUAUUUGCAAUGCUUGUGGACUUUACUACAAACUCCAUGGUGUACAUAGGCCUGUCACCAUGAAGAAGGCCACGAUUAAAAGGCGGAAACGAGUGAUUCCCGCGGCUCAGGAUGAGGAAGGGGAAGAGGCCAUGGAGGGGGUAGAGACCCAGAGCCAGGAGAAGACCCCCGAAAGGGGGUCUAUGAACGAGGACGGAUCCGUGAAUCUAGGUCUUCGACGCCGCCCUGAACACCCUCUAACGAUCGAACCCGAACCGGCCAUGCGAUCGAGUCGAAAUCCUUCGCCGCUCCCGUCUGCCUCCACCUCCGACCUGGCAGUCUAUCAUCAGCACAACACCACGUCACGCAGCGUGCCACCGACGUUGAACGAUGAGAAUAAACUUGCGCCGAUGGCCUCGAUGAACUCAGCAAUAAUCGAUGACAGACAAUCCUCGCUGUCACCCGCCUCCUUUCUUUCGCCCACCCGCAAACGAUCCUUUUCCUCCACGGAGGCAGACUUUGUCAGGGGUGCAGAUGGAAGCCACGAGAACGCCAAGCGAAUAUCCUCCAUCAAGUCCAUCCUCAAUCCAUCUACUAGUGCUGAAGAGCCCUCGAAUACCGGACUUGCCAAUGCAGAUCGGGGAGAAUAUGCGCUGCCACCGUUGAGGUCUCCGGGCGCUAGCAUACCACCGAGGACUUCUGGCGGCGGCGGCGGAUUUACACCAUUGAACGCGGCCUCUAGACCUCUCGAUAACGAUGCGGAAAGCGAGCGAAUCAAGGCGGAGCGUCGGAUGUUGCUAAGGCAAGAGGCGGAGCGAAUGCGCGAGAUGCUCGCCGCAAAGGAGCGGGAACUUAUGGAGCUGGGAGAGUGA